Molecule: messenger RNA, 853 nt
Organism: Vicia villosa (hairy vetch)
Lineage: Eukaryota; Viridiplantae; Streptophyta; Magnoliopsida; Fabales; Fabaceae
Exons: 5
Coding region: 235-711 (158 amino acids)
Biological process (GO): protein folding
Cellular component (GO): cytoplasm
Source: RefSeq, a predicted model, not a curated record
UCAUUUUCGACCAAAGUAAAAAAGAUACUAAAACGCAAACGCGAAGUUUCGUUUUCUCACUCAAACAUAAAACAAAAAUCCCUAAUAUUUUCCACCGUUUUCGAAACCCCGAAUCAAAAUCAAAAUUCGUAAAAUUGGGUAACCUAACCCUAGUUUGUUAAUUUCUGAUCUGAAUUGCUGUGUUUUUUGACUAUUAGGUUAAGUACUCAAGUGAAGAAGCAAAAAACACAGAAAAUGGCAGAGAAAUUGGCACCGGAAAAGCGUCACAUCUUCCUCCACAACGGUCAAAAGGUUUUCGAAUGGGAUCAAACCCUAGACGAGGUCGAUAUUUACAUCAAUCUUCCUCCAAAUGUUCAUUCCAAGCUUUUUUACUGUAACAUUCAGUCCAAACAUAUUCAGCUUGGUAUCAAAGGCAAUCCUCCUUUUCUCAAUCAUGAUCUUAGUUCUCCCGUGAAGACAGAUUCUUCCUUCUGGACUUUAGAGGAUGAUAUAAUGCAUAUAACCUUGAAUAAAAGAGAUAAGGGUCAGACAUGGGCUUCUCCCAUAUUAGGUCAAGGUCAGUUGGAUGCUUACUCUACUGAUUUAGAACAAAAACGCCUCAUGCUUCAAAGAUUUCAAGAGGAGAACCCGGGUUUUGAUUUUUCACAAGCUCAGUUUAGUGGAAACUGCCCUGAUCCAAGGACCUUCAUGGGUGGAAUUCGAUCAGAUUGAUCUUUGCCAUAUGAGUUUGUAUCUAAUUACCUGCUGUAAUGUAAGAUGAUAGUCAGAUUAAUAAUCUGUGUAAUCUCUCUUGUCUCCUUGUUUGAUGCCGUUUAAUUUAAUUAUAAAGCAAUCUUACUAAUUAUCUGUGUAA